Pygocentrus nattereri (red-bellied piranha) is the source of this 3798-nucleotide messenger RNA. RefSeq lists its product as uncharacterized. The transcript is spliced from 4 exons. The record is from RefSeq and is a predicted model, not a curated record. Bases 54 to 3767 code for a protein of 1237 amino acids. NCBI's taxonomy places the organism in Eukaryota, Metazoa, Chordata, Actinopteri, Characiformes, Serrasalmidae.
CCGUCGGUGUUCAUCCACCACAGUUUCGGGGAAAAGGGACUUUUUUAAUCGAUAUGGCCAAAAGCAGCUCCUCCAACUCCACCAGGAGGUCCCUGAAGAGCUUGUUCUCCAAAAGCGAGGUGAACCUGAAGGAGUCCGCAGAGAGGGAUGAACAGAGCCGCUCCAGAACCCUCAGACUGUUCACCUGGAGGAGGAAGAGGAGGACAGCUGGAGACGGACAGGCCUCGGACACCACCAGAGUGGACUCUCCUGAGGCUGAUGAAGAGGACUGGCCUGAUGCUGACCAGAAGCCUUCAAUUUACUCCACUGGCCCAAGGUCAAAGAAGGGGCUGCUCAGUAGCUCUGAAACUGAUCUCCACAAGCCCAAGCGCAUCUCCUCCUUCUCUCUGGGUUGGAGGAGGAAGAAGAAGAAAAACGCAGCUCUGUCCCAGAGUUUCGCGAGUAGAGAUCAUCUCCCAGAACAGCAAACUGAAGACCAGGUGGACCAAGUUGAAUUCAGUCAGCAGGUCCAGUGUGAGGUGGUGGAACCUGAAUUGACACCCAGUCUUAUCCCCACUGACCAUCAGCACCACCAGAAUAUCCAGCCUGAGGAAGUUAUGGAAGGUGCAGCAGGUUUCAUGCCAGCUAACAUCAAUAGCACCUUAAUUUCGUAUAUUGAUUCUGACAGCGAUGGUUAUCAAACUCCUCCUGAAAGUCCAGGUUUAGUUCCUGAGGAGUAUGUUUUUGCACAUACUGACCUUGAUGCUACCGGUCAGCCUCCUACUGAGCCAUCAAGCACCAUCGAUGAUGAAAUAAGUACAGAAAAGAUCAACUUUGCUCUAAACGCUGGCUGCAGCAAAAUCCCUGCUAAAGGUUCAGAAGAGUCCACCAGUGCCGCUCCAAUCUUUCUAUCAUCCACCAGCACUGUAACUUCUAACAUCUCACUCAUGAAGGGACACCAUCUUAGCAGUGAUGCUGACAGGAGGCAUCACUCUGUCACUCAACCCCACCUACAGAAGCAUGAAUGCUACGUGUCUGAAAAGCCAGUAAACUCAGCUAAGAAAACUGAGGUUGCAUCAAAGGCGAACAGCAUGUCCACAACCUUCUCUACUUCAGGUUCUCUGCAUAGUCUUCUUUCCAGCUCAGCCCUGAGUCCUGCUGAAGAGCCCUCCAGUCAGAUCACGGAUACUACAGCUGUUCAGAUAGGCUCCUCCUCUAAAACCAAACUUGCAGACGUCCAGUCUGUUCACAAUAUCGACAUUGUCACUGCUCUUCCAGCCACAUCUGAUCACAGGAUCCCUACCACUGGAUGUUCUUCUCACAGCCAGCAGGAGAGCACAGAUCAUAACACCAGUCCUGGCUGGGUUUCACCAUCCUUGGGUGAAGUUUCUGGUGACUCAGUCCCAAAAGAUGAAUCUGGUUCUGCUUUGAAUCCUCAGCACAGUCCUGUUCCUCCAGAGAUUACAGAAUUUUCCAGCUUCUCUCUCGAUCAUCAUGACUUGGAGGGAGUUUCUGUAUCUGCAGAUACUUCCUUGACCAGCACUGAUGUCACUGACUCAGUCCAGCCCAUCCUUGCUACCGUUGAGCCAGUUUGUCUUGGCUCUGAACUCGUCCAGCUCCAGGAUGAGUCAGUCUCAUCUCCGCUAAGCAUCCACAUAUCUAACCUAGAAACUUGCACCUCUUUUGGUUCUUCAAACACCACAGGGAUUGCUCCUAAUGAUGACUUAAGGAUGAGGUACACACACAUGGACAGACUUGAACAUUCCAGGCAGGCACCUGACCUUGCAGAAGUAGCUCAAACAGAGCAAGUCAGCAAGGUUUCUCUCAACACUGAUUCCAUUUCUGCCACCACAGAUCACAUCAAUAUCUAUCCAGACAUCUCUUAUCACACUCGCACUUCUGUAACUCAACUCCAGAAAGACAGGAUAGAUGCCCAAAUAUAUUUGGCAGCAGAUGAAAGCCAUGAAGAACCACAGAUAUUCAUUCAAAAGCAUGAUGGUAAUGAACCUGUGACACUUGGAAAUGACUUUGAGUCAAUUAAUAGUCAUUUACACUUACAUAACAAGAGACGGGCACUAGAAAGUGGCUUUGAUAACUUGAUGAAGGUGGUUUCAGAUGGGUGUGAGGUUCAGCUGAGCUCAGCAGGGGAUGGGAUAGUGGAGGAACGUGCAAGCAACGAAGCAGCAGAGGUAAAAUGGGAAGCUGAGGAGAUGCUGGGAUCUUUUCACACAAGAAUAAACGAUCAGAGAACAGAAUCGCAUCAAUACGCAGAAGCUCAGGGCCAGUCAGGCAGAGAGAGAGAGGUAGCCGCAGGUGAAGUCGCCUGGCAACUUUCGGAUCUAGCUAUCAUGAAACCGGUCGUGCCAGUUCAGCGAGAGCGUGUGCCUGAGGAAUGCACAGUGGCCCAUCCCUGCGGUCUGCACGAGGAGGCGUCAAUCACAGACUGCAACCUGGAAACUCGCUCUCACCUGGGGGCAGGGUACAGCCCCUCCCUGACCACGCUGUCUGCCUGUGCGAUAACACUGCAGGAGGACGCUGCUCGGGGUGGGGCUAGUCUCCACACUGACAGAGAGGAUAGCAGUAUAAAAGAGCAGAGAGGGACCUACACACACCUGAAACCCAGCUCAGGUGAAGAGGACCCAUCUGAGACGCCACACGGUCGGGCUAGUCGGUACAGACCACACGUGUUUCCUGCACAUGAGACUAACGACAGCCAGGAUACAAACAAAUCUACGGUCACCAGCAGUGCGGCCAGAAGAUCAGAGGAUCCACAGCACCAACACAGAGCAGGUGAUCUCAGCCUCCAUCCAGGGGCUGCAGCCAACAGCACCGCAGAUACAUCCAGGACUUUCACUGAGAGAAGCACAACUACUGCAGGAGUCAUUGUUUACAUCAGGGGGUUUGGAGAGAAGGAAGAAUAUCACUCUACAAGAACCAGCGCCCUCACUGACCAGCUGCCUGCGCCGCGCCACACUUCAGCUGGACGGUUCUCCCAUGCAUUCCCUGCUCUCAGUACAGUAGCAGAGGAGUCUGACCCAGAGAGUCCGGUGGAAAGUGCUUCUGGAUCAGAUACAGACAUGAGUUCCGGAGUCGGUGUCCUGAGCACCACUUUAAUUCUGAAGCCUAUAGGCUCUCAGGAGGGCAGAGAAGACGGCAAAAAGGUUCACAAAGUGUCCCUGGUCAGCAGCAGCAGCUCCACCAAUGGCUCGGCCCACUAUAUGAGUGAAAACAGACUGACGGAUGUAACCGGUUCCAGCCAUGAGUCGGGGAGUGUCUGGAGGACUCGGUACGAGGACUUUGGGUCCAUUCGAGAAGAAUCCAAACCCUCUACUGUAGACACAUCACAUUCUGACCUCUCAGGUAACACAUACCUGUAUUCCUCCCUGUCCAGCUUCAGGAGUGAGCCAACAACGUACUCCUCCCCCUGCUACUCCUUUUCCUCAGACGCUCCGCCCUCAUCCGUUUCCGUGGACACCACCGGUAUCCUUGGCAACAGUAGCUGGCAGAAUUUGAGGAGCGAAGUCCAGGAGAGCACUGAGAACGAGGUGAGUGGGAGGAGGGGGGAGGAGUUUUCUGCACCUGCAGGACUAAGGGAGGUGGAAAGAAAGAGAGGAAUAACAAACACAGGCUCAGACUCGCUCACCCAGCAGUCAAACGACUUCUUCUCCGGUGUCUUCAAAGCCACCUGGUGGAGCUGCCGUCUUCUCCCCAACAGACGCCAACCCGACCCUGACCCGGACCCCAUGCCCAGCUCCCCCCAUGAUAUGGAUACCUUGCUGGACACCUGAAGAGCAUGGGCCACCUGUCCGUCACCGAUCC